AUAGUAAAUGGUUCCCCAAAAACUAUAACUCCCAGCGUUCCCACCGUGUUUUUUAUUUUUUUUAUUUGCCCUUAGUCAAUAUGGCCGCCCUCGCCUCAGCAGUCCGGGGAGAUUACCCAGUAUCCCCUGCGCUGCCCGGAAGAUUUUGCUGUUGACAAUAUGGCGGGGGCUGGAGCUGUGGCCGGAGGAAGGAGGAGGAAGUGUCAUUCAUGUUAGGACAGCAGGGAGAGGGGCUCCUCGUUACCGCAGAGCUCAGGCAGCGGCGUCCCCGGCGUCCCGUGUACCGGGUGAGGGGAGCCGGGGCGCCCCAGUAUGCGCUGAGUGAACCGGGCACGUCCAGGGAGCCGGCGGCGCCAUGUCCUUCUUCCGCAGGAAAGGCCUGCAAACUAGACACGUUGAUGCUUGGAGAGACCUACUGCAGUUUUUGUGUUUGCGGGAUUACUGCGGGGGAAUGCAAGUGACCAGUGAAAGGAAAAGAUCAAGACAAGCCAGAUGUGAAAGUAUUUAAAGACAUAACACCAGCACCAGUACAUUCCCCGUCAAGAAGUCCGAAGAAUAAUGCCUUGCUGGAGGCUGCUGGACCAAGCCAUGUGGCUAUCAAUGCCAUAUCGGCCAAUAUGGACUCUUACUCAAGCAGUAGGACUGCUGCGCUCAAGAAGCAGCCAAUUUACAUGGAAGCUACACAUUUUGGAGACCUUGGCCGAUCGUGUCUGAACUAUGAGUCCCAAGAUGCAAAGUCAAGCCUUUCAAAAACUCUUGAACAAGUCCUACAAGACAAUGUGGCUCUCCCUUAUUUUAUUCAGUUUAUGGAGCUCCGCAGGAUGGAACAUUUAGUGAAGUUCUGGUUGGAGGCUAAAAGUUUUAACUCCACUACCUGGUCCCGAAUUAGAGCAUACAGCUUAAAUACAGUUAAGCACAGCACUUUGGCAGAGCCCGUGUCAUCGUCUCCAAAGCGGCCAGAUCAGUCAGCAACAUCCCCUCCUGCUUCAGUGAUUCAGCAGGCCCAAGAUUGCUCUAAAGUUCCACAAAAUACGUCCAGGUUGAAAGUGUUGGGUUCUUUAGCAAAUCCACACAGUGCUUUACAUCAUUCACAGACUAAACAGAAGAAACAAAGCACGCUGGCUAUUGAGCUAGAACUGUCUACAGAUGAGACCUUACUCGCUUUUGAGCAGUCUUCCAUGGUUCAUGCAUCAAACAGGGAUAGCCCAAUACAUGAAGGGCUAGUUGACAUGUCCCAGAAACUAAUGAAGAGUAUAGAACGAGAUGCUGUAAACACUUUCACCAAAUACAUUUCUCCGGAUGCUGCUAAACCUAUACCGAUCAGUGAGGAAAUCAGGAGUGAUAUUGUCGCAAAGAUCUGUGGCGAGGAUGGCCAAGUGGACCCAAACUGCUUUCUUACUGCACAGACCAUAGUAUUUAAUGCCAUGGAACAAGAGCACUUUUCAGAAUUUUUACGAAGUCACCAUUUCUGUAAAUACCAGAUUGAGGUGCUGACCAGCGGAACAGUUUACCUGUCGGAUAUUUUGUUCUGUGAAUCGGCACUCUUUUAUUUUUCAGAGUACAUGGAGAAGGAAAAUGCAGUGAAUAUAUUACAGUUUUGGUUAGCUGCUGACAACUUCCAGUCUCAACUUGCCACUAAGAAUGGACAGUAUGAUGGACAGGAGGCACAGAAUGAUGCGAUGAUCCUUUAUGACAAGUAUUUUUCCCUACAAGCCACACACCCAUUAGGCUUUGAUGACGCUGUGAGGCUAGAAAUUGAGUCCAACAUUUGCCGGGAAGGAGGCCCACUCCCAAACUGCUUCACCACUCCAUUACGUCAGGCAUGGACCACCAUGGAGAAGGUAUUCUUGCCUGGCUUCCUCUCUAGCAAUCUGUAUUACAAAUACUUGAACGACCUGAUUCACUCAGUUAAAGGUGACGACUACAGUUGGAUUGGGGCUGGGAAUCACAGUCAAGGAAACCAAGGCACUCCCAACCAUGAGCCCUAUGCUGGGGCAACAGAUAGCUCCACACCUCAGCAGAACCUGAAAAAGAGAAAUGUAAAAAUUCUGAAAAACUUUGAUGAAGCAAUAAUUGUUGAUGCUGCAAGUCUGGAUCCUGAGACGCUCUAUCAACGCACGUAUGCUGGAAAAAUGACUUUCGGGACAGUAAGCGAUCUAGGUCAGUUUAUAAGAGAGUCAGAGCCUGAGCCAGAUGUAAAGAAGUCAAAAGGAUCCAUGUUCUCACAAGCUAUGAAGAAAUGGGUCCAGGGUAACACAGAUGAGGCUCAAGAAGAAAUGGCUUGGAAGAUUGCAAAGAUGAUUGUUAAUGACGUGAUGCACCAGGCACAGUGGAGUCCUCCACCAGAAAGAUCUACUAAGAUAUAAGGUCAUUGACUCCUGGCUUCACACCGCUUUCUGUCUGACAUAACAUUGGAUACUUUCUUUCAUGUAUAGACGGUGUUCAACCAACAGUGCAAUGCAGAAUACGUCAUAGUGGCAGAAAAGAAGGCAUUUUGAAUUGGAAGAACAAAAGAUUAUUAUUUUUUUUUUUUUAUAAUAAUCCUGCCCCAGUAUAACAUCUAUGAAGAUGUACACAGAGCACUUGUUAUGGUGACAAUGAAGGUAAAACACAUGGAGUGUGAAUACAGACUGCCUGGGUCAGAGAUGCUGCACAGUUUAUCAGUCUAGGCGUUUCAAUGGUUAACAAUUCAGGACGAUUCUGGUCACUUUCUGUUCCAUCUAAACUAGAAAUAUCAUUUGCUUUGAACUCUGGAAACAGCACUGAAGUGUUCCUGUAGAGGGCCGAUGACCUGAGGGGUACAGUCAGUAACCGGUCAAGGAACAUUCACAAUUCAUUUUAUAUUGAUCUUAUUUUUUUUUCAUUUCACACCUAACGUAAUCUGAUUUUAUUUCAUUAAGAGUAUAGUGUAUCCUAUGCCAAGAACCCAAAAUGUCACUGAAGGUGUAGGCCCAGCCAUAGAUCCUGUGCAUGUAUACAUACUGUACAUUUACAUAGAUGCAACACAACAUACUACCGGUUUCUCUUCCAUUUGCAUCUGGAGUUUAGCUUUUUAGGUGGUCAACAGGUUCCCAUUGAGCUACAAAUACUAGAGCGUAUUAAAUAUGACAUUUCCACUAGUGAAGCUUCACAAUUGGAGCUGUAUUCUACCUGCAAUGCCUCUGUGGCUUACUAUGUCCUAUGCUUCAUGUUCCAUAGCAAUAAACUCAUGCAUGAUUGAAUGGUUCAAAGCUUCAGGUCCCUGGCCAUUAUGUCAUCCUCAUGAAUUUCAGGCACUGACCUUUUAAUACAUUUGGUAGUUUAUUUAUGUCCAAUUAUAGUUAGAAAAGCUUGUGUCCCCUAUGACAACACUUCUUGUCUUGCAUCUCAGAAGCUCACAGUUGACAUCUGCCAGCAGGGCUUGUGCAUGAAUCCUCUCUUGUAUCUGAAAUGUGCAGCAUAUCAAUGAAUUACAACAUUUUUCUCCACAUUUUAUAGAACUUGUGGGAGGUUAAGCUUAUAAUAAGAACAUUUGAAAAGCAAAUAUAUAACAAUUUAAUCAGCACUUAAAUGAAUGCUCACAUCCUGUACACUGCAUUGGGGGUAUCACAGCUUCCUAUUUAGAUUAUGGUCAGGCCAAUGCUACAUAAAGGUGGGGAUGUCCUGCCAUGUAUGCUCUGAACAUUCAUAGCUAUGAGCAGUCGUUCCUGAGCCUUCAUAAUAUGUUAAAGGUGAUGGCUAGGAUUAGGCAAACAUGGCUGUUUUCUUUUCAAUAUAGUGCAAGAAUUGCAGUUCAGCGCUAUUCAUUUCAAUGGCACCGAGUUGCAAUACCAGACACGCAACCCAUUGACAGGCACUGUUUCUGCAAUGUUUAUCUCAUCCUAGACCACCGCCGUUGUCCUGUAGCCCUUGGUAGACUACAAUUGAUUGAAACCUAAAAGAAGGUCAGAAAAUGGAAUCAACUCUUUGUAGUAUUGGUUUAAAAGAAUAUUACCUGUUAGGGGUCAUCCACAAUUGUGAUAAUGUCUGGACUUAUGAACCUUUUACCUUAGAUGUGGGAAUGUAAAAAAACAAUAUGGAUGGUUGCUGUGGAUUCACUCCUAUAUUGAGAAACUGGCACUUUUUCUAUCUAUGCUGCAAUUUCUGUUUGGAACACAAAUGCAAGUCCAUUGUCUUGAAGAACCCAGGGAUCUUACAGUGACUGCAUCUUUGCCUAUUAUUGUGCAGCUCCAGCUUCUGGGACCCUUGGACAUACAAGUAUUGCAUCCUUUACUAGUUCUGGGAGUACACAGCACUGCAUUGGACUCCUUUAAUUUUCGGGGCAUGCUCCUGAUGCAACACUCCGUUACAAUGCUGUGGUUUUAGUAGUGACAGUAUUCCCUCUAUAAGGCAAUUUCGGGAAUUUGAUCCUUAUUUGUAUGUUUUUAUAUGUUUUCUUUUUUUCCUUUCUCAUUACGCUAAAAAAAUAAGAAUAAAAAAAAUUGUAAAUUACUUUGUCGUGUUUCCAACCAUGGGAACGGCUUUGAUUCUCUAAACUAUUUCAGCUGCAGUUGUUAAAAAUACCCUGUGUAUUGUCUGGUAAUAUACAAAAGAAGGCUGUGUAUAGCGUUUUUGGUACUAUGUACCUCUUUCCAUGACCUUCCCAUACCUAAGUAUUCCUGUACUUAAUCACUCAUCUAUUUAAUGUGUUAAAUUGAGAAUAUAUCAGAGAAAUAUUAAAAGUGUUGUCUAUCCUUUUCAUUGUGUGUGAUCUCUGUCUGAUUCCCGAACUUGUAAUAAAAUGGAAUGAAUGUACAGA
This is a messenger RNA of Hyla sarda, 4777 nucleotides long. It is a transcript of the gene AKAP10, whose product is annotated as A-kinase anchoring protein 10. The transcript is spliced from 16 exons. Bases 618 to 2366 code for a protein of 582 amino acids. Gene Ontology annotation, cellular component: plasma membrane. Gene Ontology annotation, biological process: intracellular protein localization. NCBI's taxonomy places the organism in Eukaryota, Metazoa, Chordata, Amphibia, Anura, Hylidae. The record is from RefSeq and is a predicted model, not a curated record. Gene Ontology annotation, molecular function: protein kinase A binding.